AUGUGGUUCGCGUUCGACGCCGUCGCGCCCUCGAUCGCGCUGUGCGUCGUCGCCGCGAUCGCGUACGUCCUGGGCGCGCGGUCGACGCGCGCGACGGCGCUAGCGCGGGCGCGCGCGAGCGAGCGCGCGGGACGGACGCGCGCGGAGAAACGUUUGCGAGAGGUCUCGUUAGAGCUCGAGCGCGCUCGGAGGUGCGCGCGACGGACGAGGGAGGACGCGCGGACGGGAUCGAGCGAUGCGUCGUACGACGCGCGUCCGAUAGGGACGUUCGCGUCGGCGUUCGAUCGUCGAACGGGGACGCCGCGUCAGGGGAACGUCGUGCCGCUCGCGCGAGGACGAGUCGAGCUCGAGCGCGAGUGGGUCUCGGGCGCGGCGCUGGAUGGGUUAGAGGAGUUCACGCACUGUUGGUUGAUUUACGUAUUUCACGCGAACACGGAUCUGGGAAGGAAAGGGGUGGGAGAGGUCGUGGACGAUGGGCGCGGACGCGGGCAGCGGCGGACGACGGCUCGGGCGAAGAUACGCGUGCCGAGACUAAACGGAGAGAAGCGAGGGUGUCUGGCGACGCGAACGCCUCAUCGGCCGUGUAACAGUUGCCCGAUUGGUCUCAGUUUGGUGGAGAUCCUUCGCGUGCGCGGGACGUCGCUGGACGUGGCGGGGGCGGAUUUGGUUGACGGGACGCCGAUAUUAGACAUCAAGCCGUACGUUCCAUACAGCGAUUGUAUUCCGAGCGCGCGAGCACCGAACUGGGUAGGAAACGCCCUGGAAGAUGGCGAUGGCCCACUGACCGUGGACGAGGUAAGUUUCACGGCUGUUGGCGAGGCGGCAAUCCGGGCGGCUUGGCACGCGCGCGAAAAGUCGUCGAUGUACGAAAGUGCCGACGAGUUCAUUGCGUUUGUCACUCAAGUACUGAGCCGGGACAUUCGAUCAUAUCAUCAACGCUUGAAAGCUUGCAGUAAUAGCCAGCGUGAAGUCGACUGGCGCGUCAGUCUCGAUGGUAUUGUCGUAAUUUACAGACAAGCGGGUAAAGCAAUUGAAGUCACGGGAGUCGGAGAAUCCACAUGA
This is a messenger RNA of Ostreococcus tauri, 1062 nucleotides long. RefSeq lists its product as uncharacterized. The coding region runs from base 1 to 1062 and encodes 353 amino acids. Lineage: Eukaryota; Viridiplantae; Chlorophyta; Mamiellophyceae; Mamiellales; Bathycoccaceae. The transcript has a single exon. The record is from RefSeq and is a predicted model, not a curated record.